UGAGGUUUUAUUUUCGGAUGUAGCAGGCUAUCUGCACGUACCUUAUAGGUACAUAAUUGACAGUGGACUAGUGACCCAGGCCAGGGAUUAGGAUUGCGAUAGAGCCGACUGAGUUCCUGCUGCUUCUGCUAGCUGCUGUGGUUUAUUCAGCAACGCUACUUCUGACAUUGAGUGAGACUUCACCAACACAUGCGCUAGUGAGUAGUGUUCAUUCCGUGGAUUUUCAAGUUUGUUUUGCUGCCGGGCUAGGAGUAGAUCUACGAGCAGGUAGAAUGCUGUCGAUGGCAAUGCAGCGGAUGGUGUUGAUAUGUGUUCCAAUGGGACUACUGCUGGGCAGUGCGCUGGUCUGUGGGAUGGGUGAUGACAAUCGACCUAAUAUCAUCUUUCUCCUGACAGAUGAUCAAGAUGUCACUGCUGGCUCUCUCGACUACAUGCCACGUCUGAAUCAGAUACUGCGCAGGGAGGGUACAGAGUUCCUGAACUACUUUGUUUCAACCGGACUCUGCUGUCCCAGCCGUGCAACUAUCAUGAAAGGACAGUUCUGUCACAACACAAAGAUAUUCGAUAACGGGGACCUGAACAAUAAAACGGACUUAAGCGGUGGAUUUGUAAAAUAUCUUGCACUGGGUUUAAUGAACGAGUCAACCGUGGGCAACAUCUUGCAAGCGGCAGGCUAUGAAACGAAGCUGUGUGGCAAGUAUCUGAAUGGAUACGAUGACGGACAAGCAAGCAUUGUGCCGCCAGGUUGGGAUCACUGGCAGGGAAUGACAAAGACGGCGUACUAUGGUCCACACUUCUCUAUCAAUGGAAAACUGAAGAAGAUGAAUAACUCUGUGUAUCAGACUGACUAUAUCCGUGAUAUUGCAAUCGAGUUCAUACAGCGGAAGAGGGACAAGCCUUUCUUCAUGUACUUGUCGCCUUUUGCACCACACGCCCCAGCCACUCCGGCUAAACGCCACGCACACAUGUUCAACGAUUCCAUGGCACCACGCUAUGACUCGUUUAAUCCGAACAACACCAUCCAAAGCCAAAAGCCCUCUUGGCUGGGACGGCUACCUCCGCUCACACAGAAACAGAUUGAUGGUAUAGAUAACUUCUUCCGCAACCGACUUCGUUCACUUCAGGCAGUGGAUGAAAUGCUGGGCAACAUCACAGCCACUCUGGAGUCUGAGGGACUUCUCAACAACACCUAUAUAUUCUACAUGGGUGACAAUGGCCAACAUCUCGGCGAUUAUCGGCUUCCAGGUGGCAAGCGGCAAGCUUACGAUACGGAUAUCCGAGUGCCCUUCCUGGUUCGAGGACCUGGUGUUCCGGCUGGGCAUAAGGUCUACGACGUCACACAGAGUGUAGACUUGUUACCGACAUGGGCUGAUAUUGCUGGUGCUGAGGUAGCUGACCAGUCGAGCAAGGUGGAUGGAGAAAGUGUUCUCCCACUGUUCAAUCUUUCAAGAGAGGCAGGAACAUUCAGAUCGGUGGCACUUGCAGAGAUGUACGGAGGGUCCUCCAACAUGGGCGCAAACUACAAGGGACUGCCUGCAUUCUGGCACAACCGUUUCUGGAACAACACCUAUCAGGGCGUCCGUGUGAUCAAUGGUACGGGUUUUGCAGCCAACGCUAACUGGCUCUAUGUUGAGUGGUGCACAGGAGAGAAGGAGUUCUAUGACGCAGCUAAAGAUCCAAGAAUGAUUCUCAACAAGUUCAGUACACUGGAUGCUGACACGCAGAGCAAGCUGUCCUCGCUCACACAGCAGAUGGGCUCCUGUGUUGGUGAUGUGUGCCGCUCGGCAAGCAAACUUCAAGUACCACUGCCGUCUACUGGAGAGGCACCAUCAACCUUAAAGUGUCACAACCCGCCAAACCUGACAGAGGCUGCUGAGAGAUUUUACCAGCCGGUGUUUCCCUAUGCAGACAGUGACACAGCAAUACUUGCAGAUCCUUUUGAAGUCGUGUAAGAAGGCCUUGUAUGGUGGAUAGGUACUACCAGUACAUGCAUUGCAUAACCAUACAUGUACCGGUACACUAGUAUAAACACAUUCUAGUUCUAUAGCCUAUCAGCUGCAGUGAAGACUGAUGCAUGAUGCACUAGGUAUAAUAGAACGAGUGAAAUUUCCUUUCUUCGGCAAUUAUUGAACUGACAGGAACACCUCGGCUGGCCAAGGGUUCACAUUGAACAUGAUUUUCAUAUUACAAUUGAGUAGGAAAUAGGUCUUUCACAGAACAAUUUCCAUUGCCAAGUACUAGUAAUCACUCUUCAUCAUUGCCCUUCGGUUAUGGGAGCCUUGCAAUAAUGACUCAAUUGAUAACGUAAGCUGUGGUAACCCGUUCGUCUUGCAUAUACAAGACAACGCCCACCAGGCUGUGAA
Sycon ciliatum is the source of this 2363-nucleotide messenger RNA. RefSeq lists its product as uncharacterized. Gene Ontology annotation, molecular function: N-acetylglucosamine-6-sulfatase activity; glycosaminoglycan binding. NCBI's taxonomy places the organism in Eukaryota, Metazoa, Porifera, Calcarea, Leucosolenida, Sycettidae. Bases 273 to 1952 code for a protein of 559 amino acids. The transcript has 16 exons. Gene Ontology annotation, biological process: glycosaminoglycan metabolic process. The record is from RefSeq and is a predicted model, not a curated record.